UCAGGGAGUUGAUAGAGAGGAUGCCAAAACUGCACGAAGUGCGUGUGUGUGGUGCGCAUCCAGUGAAGUGGCGCGUCGCUUUGGCGCCCUCUCUUUCCAGUGAGGAUCAAAGUUCCAUUCAUGGCGCGUCAGCAUGACAGAUUCUAACUUGAAGAGCGACAGUGACGAUGGGAUCGCCAACAACGGGUCCGUCUUGGACGAGACGCGCUCGGAUGGCAACGCGUCCAACUGCUCCAACUUCGCUCUGGACUCGCACUCCGUGAGCCUGGUGGUCUUCCUGUGCGUGUUCAUCGUCGUGGCCAUCGUGGGCAACAUCCUGGUCAUCCUGUCCGUGGUCUGCAACAGACACCUGCAGACGGUGACAAACUUCUUCAUCGUCAAUCUGGCGAUGGCCGAUCUGCUGCUCAGCAUCAUCGUCCUGCCUUUCUCGGCGUCUUUGGAAGUUCUGGGCUGCUGGGUGUUCGGCCGGGUGUUCUGCAACAUCUGGGCGGCCGUGGACGUCCUCUGCUGCACGGCGUCCAUCCUCAGCCUCUGCAUCAUCUCCGUGGACCGCUACAUCGGCGUGAAGCACUGUCUCAAGUACCCCAGCAUCAUGACCGAGAGGAGAGCCGUGGCCAUCCUGCUUCUCGUCUGGGUGUCGUCCACGGUGAUCUCCGUGGGUCCGCUCCUGGGCUGGAAGGAACCGCCGCCGCUGGACGACAGCAUCUGCAGCAUCACCGAGGAACCUGGAUACGCGCUCUUCUCCUCCCUCUUCUCCUUCUACCUCCCGCUCCUGGUCAUCCUCGUCAUGUAUUUUAGGGUUUACGUGGUGGCCCGCCGCACCACCAAGAGCCUGGAGGCGGGCGUCAAGCGGGAGCGAGACAAGUCCAUCGAAGUGGUCCUGCGCAUCCACUGUCGCAGCGUGCUGGGGGAGUCCAACUCCAAAAGUAGCAAGAGCCAUCCGCUGAGGGGCUCGCUCUCCGUGCGCCUGAUGAAGUUCUCACGGGAGAAAAAAGCGGCCAAAACACUCGCGAUCGUCGUGGGGAUGUUCAUCUUGUGCUGGCUUCCCUUCUUCUUCUUCCUGCCCAUGGGUUCCUUCUUCCCUGCGCUGAAACCAUCAGAAACCGUGUUUAAAGUGAUUUUUUGGCUGGGCUACUUCAAUAGCUGCAUCAACCCGAUGAUAUAUCCCUGCUCCAGCAAAGAGUUCCAGCGGGCUUUCACUCGCCUUCUCUUGUGCCGGUGCUACCGUCGGCGCAGGACGCUACAGCGCUUUUACGACCAGAGGUGGCACACCGCAGUCAAGGCACGGAAUCCUGGGCCGAGUUUCGCCGCGCAAGAGUCAAGCGGCAGCCCUUUGCUUCACAAAAGGAAAUGGCGCUUGAAUGACCUGAAAAAAUGGCGACAGUUCCCACCGUUUCAGAGGUCCUCCAUUCAGCUGAAGGAGAAAGUGAACAGCCUUUCGAAUAGAAUCUGCGGUGGCGCCGGGAAAGGCAGCACGUCCCCGGUGAGACGGAUUGAUACAGUGGACACGGUGUCUUUGGGGAUUUACAACGCUUCAGAGCAGAACAUAAAUCAAAUGUAUGAUCUGGCAGAUUGUUAUGGGCUCAAAGAGACUGACAUUUAGAAAAGGUCUGUUUCCAAAUGGAGCCAAAUUCGCCAUUAUGCGAAGGACGACUGAGGAUGAAUUUGUGCUGCAGACAAAAUAAUCAUAACAGCCUCGGCCAUUCUGGAGUGCUGGAUAUGACUCAUUCAAUCAUAGAAGACAAAGUCAUCUCCCUUGUUGCCAUACAUAGAAAAUCAACCGCAGUAUUUUGAGUUUUCAAAUGGCCUCAUUUUAGGUAUUUUUUACAUUAUUUAACUGUUGUUCACCAACUUAGGAACAAACCGGCCGUCUAGACACAUGAGAUUUCCCGAACACCAACCACUGAUUUGUGAACCAGUCUGCCGUUUCUCCUCUUGUUGUAUAUA
This is a messenger RNA of Synchiropus splendidus (mandarinfish), 1947 nucleotides long. It is a transcript of the gene adra1d, whose product is annotated as adrenoceptor alpha 1D. Lineage: Eukaryota; Metazoa; Chordata; Actinopteri; Syngnathiformes; Callionymidae. Gene Ontology annotation, cellular component: membrane. Bases 134 to 1603 code for a protein of 489 amino acids. The transcript has 2 exons. Gene Ontology annotation, biological process: adenylate cyclase-activating adrenergic receptor signaling pathway; cell-cell signaling; phospholipase C-activating G protein-coupled receptor signaling pathway. Gene Ontology annotation, molecular function: alpha1-adrenergic receptor activity. The record is from RefSeq and is a predicted model, not a curated record.